UUGAUGCCUAUGGGUACUUGCAGAGGUAUUUAAGUAAUUUUUUUCUGCCCAUAUGUCCAAUGUCGGAGUUGAUAAUAAAAUGCUAUCGGGUGUUUUAACCUCCGAAUUGCAACUCUGGUUAUUAAUUACCUUUACUCCUUCGUCGUGGACCAUAGCGUAUCUGGCAUCUGCUGAAUAUUCCCACCAACGCUGAGGCCUGCAACGCUGCGAUGAGAAAUUUCCGCGCAUACCUUACCUUGCCUGGCUUAGGAGGCAUCAGCACAAGAGGUGGCAGAACAUAUGAUGAAGAGGGUCUUGAUUGGAAGUCUAGCUUGUGGCACAGCCGGCGACGGACAUUUCUAUUACGUUCCAGGACAAGAAAGACCGUCAUGCUGUUGCUUUGUGGAGACCUGAUGGUUAUCGGGCUACUGCUCCAGACCAUUAAACCCCUCAUCAGCCUAAUGUACCACAACAAAGAACUCUUCACUCCUCAAACUGGCCUGUCUGGCCUUAACACCUCGGAUACCUGGGGCCAGGUAAAUCAAUCAAACAAGAUACCACGAAUACUUCACCAAACAACAGCUACGGAGGUGAUUCCAGAUCAUUGGGUUGAGCCACAAAGGAGUUGCAAGAACGCGUAUUUAGAUUUUGAGUACAAACUAUGGACUGAUGAUUCAGCGCGCAACUUUCUCGCGGUUGAAUAUCCUUGGUUUGUGGAUAUCUGGGAUAGUUAUGCUUUUCCAAUUCAACGUGCAGACGCUAUUCGAUAUUUUGUUUUGUACCACUAUGGCGGCAUUUACCUCGACAUGGACACGUGGUGCAAUAAGACCAUCCCUAUUCACGCACUUAAGUCAGGGCCAGUGAUACACCAUGCCCUUUUCAAACCAACAUUACCCACUGGCAUAACCAAUGCUUUUAUGAUGGCGACUGCGAAACAUCCAGUAUAUGCAGCGGCAAUUGCCAAACUGCCAGCCUUUCAUGCCAUGACCAAGUUUUGGGCUCGACUGCAACCUUACUGCGCUGUUAUGAUAUCUACGGGACCCUUGUUUUUGACAUUAGUGGUGAAGGAUUACUUACUUAAGCAGCCCUCACUCCCAUCGCCAACAAUAUGGGUUAUCGAUACAACCGAACUGGGACAAUAUAUUACCGAUCUUGAAAGCGCAACCUGGCAUCAUUCAGAUGCAAGGAUAUUCAUCUGGCUUAGUGAUAAACCAUUUAUAUGGUUCAGUGCGGGAGUGAUAGUGCUUGUGAGUGUUUUAUAUGUUCUGAAUUAUAUGUUGAUAAUGGUCUCUAAACAUCAGUGGUGGAAGGUUCCAUAUCCUGGCCUUAAACUCACCAAAGCAACAUAAGCAGACCAGGCCCUGUACACAACAAGAUAUAGUUCUUGAAUGAGGAGGAUGUAAAUAUAUGUUCUAUUUUUAUUUGUACAAGACAACCUAGGUAACUGACCAAGGAGUUUACUUUAAUUAAAGCAUUAAUAACUCCACCUGAUGCUAGUG
Messenger RNA from Aspergillus calidoustus, 1478 nucleotides. The record is from the annotation of a GenBank genome assembly. Lineage: Eukaryota; Fungi; Ascomycota; Eurotiomycetes; Eurotiales; Aspergillaceae.